This is a messenger RNA of Saccharomyces kudriavzevii IFO 1802, 1557 nucleotides long. RefSeq names its product ribosome-binding protein NMD3 (gene NMD3). Lineage: Eukaryota; Fungi; Ascomycota; Saccharomycetes; Saccharomycetales; Saccharomycetaceae. Gene Ontology annotation, cellular component: cytoplasm; nucleus. The transcript has a single exon. Gene Ontology annotation, biological process: ribosomal large subunit export from nucleus. The record is from RefSeq and is a predicted model, not a curated record. Gene Ontology annotation, molecular function: ribosomal large subunit binding. Bases 1 to 1557 code for a protein of 518 amino acids.
AUGGAGUUUGCACCUAUCGAUCAACACCAGCAUCAAAAUGCUGCUACGCUUCUAUGUUGUAACUGUGGUACCCCGAUUGAUGGUUCCACCGGGUUGGUUAUGUGUUACGACUGUAUCAAACUUACUGUAGACAUAACACAAGGUAUCCCAAGAGAAGCUAACAUUUCCUUUUGUAGAAACUGUGAAAGGUUUUUGCAACCACCUGGUCAAUGGAUUAGAGCAGAAUUAGAAUCCAGAGAGUUAUUGGCCAUUUGUUUGCGCCGUUUGAAGGGUUUGACUAAGGUCAGAUUGGUGGAUGCAUCGUUCAUUUGGACGGAACCUCAUUCCAGACGUAUCAGAGUCAAGCUCACCGUGCAGGGAGAAGCUAUGACGAAUACUAUUAUUCAACAGAUCUUUGAAGUGGAAUACGUUGUCAUCGCUAUGCAAUGCCCAGACUGUGCCAGGUCCUACACUACAAAUACUUGGAGAGCCACUGUUCAAAUUAGACAAAAAGUGCCUCACAAGAGGACAUUUUUGUUCUUGGAACAACUGAUUCUAAAGCACAACGCGCAUGUGGAUACCAUUUCCAUCAGUGAAGCUAGAGAUGGGUUGGAUUUCUUCUACGCUCAAAAGAACCACGCAGUUAAAAUGAUCGAUUUUCUGAACGCUGUUGUUCCAAUCAAACAUAAAAAGUCAGAAGAACUUAUUUCCCAGGACACCCAUACUGGCGCAUCUACUUAUAAAUUUUCAUAUUCUGUGGAGAUUGUCCCCAUCUGUAAAGAUGACUUGGUGGUUUUACCAAAAAAAUUGGCUAAAUCCAUGAGUGACAUUUCUCAGUUUGUUCUAUGUUCUAAAAUCUCCAACACUGUCCAGUUCAUGGACCCAACUACUUUACAAAUCGCAGACCUAUCGCCAUCGGUGUACUGGAGGACACCGUUCAAUGCCUUGGCAGACGUCACCCAAUUAGUGGAGUUCAUUGUUCUGGACGUGGACUCUACAGGAAUAAGUAGAGGCAAUCGUGUCUUGGCUGAUAUAACUAUUGCCAGAACUUCAGAUUUGGGUGUCAAUGACCAAGUUUACUAUACCAGAUCUCAUCUUGGUGGUAUUUGUCAUGCAGGUGACAGUGUUAUGGGUUAUUUCGUCGCAAAUUCGAACUACAAUUCGGAUCUGUUUGAUGGUUUAAAUAUCGACUAUGUGCCUGAUGUGGUUCUUGUGAAGAAGUUGUACCAAAGAAAGAGUAAGAAAAGUAGACACUGGAAGUUGAAGAGAAUGGCUAAGGAACACAAGGAUAUUGAUGCAUCUCUAGAUUACAGUUCGAGAGCCCAAAAGCAAGAAAUGGAACGUGCCGAAAAGGAUUACGAGUUAUUCUUACAGGAAUUGGAAGAAGAUGCCGAAUUGAGACAAAGUGUUAAUCUAUAUAAAAACCGUGUUGCGGAUGCUCCUACUGAAGAACAUGAAAUGGAUGAAGAUGAGGACGAAGAUGCUCCACAGAUCAAUAUCGAUGAACUACUCGACGAAUUGGAUGUAAUGACUCUGGAUGAUGGAGCCGAGAGUGCACCUGUAGAAACCCAGGAAUAA